Molecule: messenger RNA, 1788 nt
Organism: Saxophila tyrrhenica
Lineage: Eukaryota; Fungi; Ascomycota; Dothideomycetes; Mycosphaerellales; Extremaceae
Exons: 2
Coding region: 1-1788 (595 amino acids)
Biological process (GO): protein polyubiquitination
Molecular function (GO): metal ion binding; ubiquitin protein ligase activity
Source: RefSeq, a predicted model, not a curated record
AUGAACGGCUAUCCACCCUUCGCUGGGGCCAACAACUCAGCUCACAAUCAGUCGAGAAGUUCAGUGGACAUGAGCCAAGGCGGAUCAAGGAUGCAGCACCGUGGGUCAGUCGAUAUGGGCCAGAACGGCUCACGAGGGCCUGAGAGGAACGGCAUGCCGAUGCCAGUUGGAGGACCUCAGCGGGGGCCUAUCGGAGGUCUACCAAAUUCGAAGAACACACAGCUGGUGCCAUGCAAAUUCUUCCUACAAGGCACAUGCCAGGCUGGCCGAACCUGUCCCUUCUCCCACGACGUUGAGGCAGCAGCGCGGCCUGCACCUUGCAAAUAUUUUUCAAAAGGAGGGUGCAAGUUCGGACGGAAGUGUGCGCUCCUACAUAUCACAUCGGACGGCACAGUCCUGAACAGAGCGCCGCCUUUCCCGCCUGCACAUGCUGGUCCACCAUUUCCUGGCGCUCCACCUCCUCAAGCUUUCCAGCAGCCUCCGCCGCCUGGUUUACUCUCGUUACAAGCUCAGGGAUUGGAGCCGAGACCGCAUGGCGAUGUGCCAGCCGACUACGAUGGUCACCAGUAUGGGCACAUGCGCAAUGGGUACGAUAGACCACAGAUCGACAUGACCUACACGUCAGCCUCACCCACAUAUGGCUCUCCACCACACGACAGCCGGUUCGCACACUCGCCACCAGGCAAGGGUUUGUCAGUACUGGAUGCGCCUCUACCGAACUCCUUUGACAGCAAUGGCAUAUCCAUGGCAGCUCGGAACGGUCCAUUUGCGGCGUCAGUACCCUCGAGAUUCGGCGUAGAGUCACCACCUUCAUCCCUACCUCGCAAGUCGCAACUUGGCAACACCGCGCUAAGAGACCUGCACAAUUCAGCAUUCGGCGACAGAGGCAUGGACGGCGUACUGGCGGGCUCUUCACCACCCAGCGGACCAGACGAGCCACUCACUUUUCCAAAGCGCUCACUACACGCCGACAGAUUACGCGAACCAAGACAGCAAAUGAUCUCUGCCUCACUCGGCACCAAACUCCCCACCCAAUCCUUCGAAUACUCGGACGAUGAAGAAGAUCCAGACACUGACCGCGAAGAAGACCUCCUCCCCGCCAGCCUCCGCGACCUCAUCCCCGAAGGCCGCUCGCGCAAGGAAUCCCGCUCCUACAUCGAAGACGAAAACACACCCGCCUCCUUCCUCGCCUCCCAACGCCGCACCAUCUCCGGCCAGCGUAUUCCACAAGACACGAGCACGAAAUACGGCAGCCCGCACUCUUCCAGCCCUUCCCGCUUCAACGGGCACGGGCUCAUGCGCAGCUACAGCGGCCGAGACAGCGAGGGCUUAGUAGGCUCUCCGCUCCGCAACUCGAGCUCCUACUUUAUCACCUCCCAUCCGCGAACGAACGGCGAUCUGAGCCCGACGGUCAGCAGUCCGCCGCGACAAGCGAGCAUGAGCAUGUUGACGAAAGAACUACAACGGACCAAGCUCGACGUUGCGAACUCGCAAGCCGCUUCAGUGGGUAUGACGCGCACAACGUCCAGCGGCUCUACCGGCGGCCGCAGCAGCUUAGAUCGCGCCAUGAGCGGCACAAGCGUCGGAAGGGAGCGAAUCGACGAAGAGCAGGAUCUAUUCGAUAUGGAUGAAGUGGGCGGUGAUUCUUCACGAACGGCUCCCAGAGCAAUCAACAACGACCGCGGGAGUGGGAAUGGGAAUGUAUGGGGUGUUGGGAGGAGUUACGGGUCUUCGCCCGCUAGGGAGGCUACUUUUGGUGCGAUUGGGGGACAUCGGACUGCGAAGUAG